GACAAACAGGGACAGAUUUCUGACAGUACCGACUACAAAGUGGCAUAGUUUGCGAUGGCUAUUCCAGACAGAAGACGAAGUAAUGAAGAACUGAUGGAGUAAACUGUCCAAAAUAUUAUGCGUUCGUGUUAAUAACAGGGACCAGCGCCUCGCCAGGAUAUGCAUGAGAUUUGGUGGACGUUGCCGACUUUGAAGAGAAGAGGUUCAAGAAGUCACAUUAUUACAAAGACGGGAAUCGCAGGACCGAGAAACGGGAAAGUAGCUGUUUUCAUGAAUCCCCCCAAAUAGUUGAAAUGUCACUAUUUUAAGCGAACCUGACUCAACGCAACCCGAACAUAGCCAGACCACACCACACAUUGGACUAUUGGGAGUUUUUCUUUGGAUAAGAAGGAGCAGGAGAAAGAGCAGGGCUCAGACAGUGGGGCGCAGAAUGGGCACGCGGGCGAGGAGGACCUGCAGGAGAAAGGCAGCUCUGGCACCAGCGCCAGCCACAGCACGGGCAGCCCUGCGCCCUCCAGCAGUGGCACAGAUCUGUCUCAGACGUCCCCGCCGUCGCUCACUGACCAGCUGCUGCUGGGGCGGGACGACCCGGCCGGGAUCAACGUGGAGUGCCGGAUCUGUGGCGACCGAGCCUCAGGCUUCCACUACGGGGUUCAUGCCUGUGAGGGCUGCAAGGGCUUUUUCCGGCGGACCAUCCGAAUGAAGCUGGACUACGAGCGCUGCGAGAGGAGCUGUAAAAUCCAGAAGAAGAGCCGCAACAAGUGCCAGUACUGCCGCUUCCAGAAGUGCCUGAUGCUGGGCAUGUCCCACGAUGCGAUCCGGUAUGGCCGUAUGCCAGAGGCGGAGAAGAGGAAGCUGGUCGCGGGACUCCUAGCGGGAGACGGGUGCAGUCAGAACUCCGCAGCCUCGGACCUCAAGUCGCUGGCCAAGCGCGUCAACAACGCCUACCAGAAGAACCUCAACAUGACCAAGAAGAAGGCCCGCAGCAUCCUCACCGGCAAGACCAGCUCCACCUCGCCGUUUGUUAUCCAUGAUAUGGACUCGCUGUAUCAGGCAGAGAAUGGCCUGGUGUGGAACCAGCUGGUGAACGGGGCGCCCCCACACAAGGAGAUCGGGGUUCACGUCUUCUACCGCUGCCAGUGCACCACCGUAGAGACGGUGCGGGAGCUCACCGAGUUCGCCAAGAGCAUCCCAGGGUUCGUGGACCUCUUCCUCAACGACCAGGUGACGCUGCUCAAGUACGGGGUGCACGAGGCCAUCUUCGCCAUGCUGCCGUCGCUCAUGAACAAGGACGGGCUGCUGGUGGCCAACGGGAGGGGCUUUGUGACGCGGGAGUUCCUGCGCAGCUUGCGGAGGCCCUUCAGCGAGAUCAUGGAGCCCAAGUUUGAGUUCGCCGUCAAGUUCAACGCCCUGGAGCUGGACGACAGUGACCUGGCCCUCUACGUGGCGGCCAUCAUCCUCUGUGGAGACCGACCGGGGCUGAUGAACAUCAAGCAGGUGGAGGUGAUGCAGGACGGCAUCCUGCAGGCCCUCAACCAGCACCUGAGCGUCAACCACCCCGACUCCAGCUACAUCUUCCCCAAGCUGCUGCAGAAGAUGGCCGACCUGCGGCAGCUGGUCACCGAGAACGCCCAGCUGGUCCAGAAGAUCAAGAAGACAGAGUCGGAGACCUCGCUGCAUCCUCUGCUGCAGGAGAUCUACAGGGACAUGUACUGAUGGCCGGACACAAAGGGCUCAGAGACCCACACACUGACGCAAUACAAACACCCUUCUGGAUUGAUGUGCUGACACGUGCAUACAGACACACACACACACACACACACACACACACACACAAACACACACACGUACACAUGUACA
This is a messenger RNA of Sardina pilchardus (European sardine), 1860 nucleotides long. RefSeq names its product peroxisome proliferator-activated receptor delta a (gene pparda). Gene Ontology annotation, cellular component: nucleus. The record is from RefSeq and is a predicted model, not a curated record. Gene Ontology annotation, biological process: positive regulation of fatty acid metabolic process; negative regulation of inflammatory response; cell differentiation. Gene Ontology annotation, molecular function: DNA-binding transcription repressor activity, RNA polymerase II-specific; zinc ion binding; RNA polymerase II cis-regulatory region sequence-specific DNA binding. Lineage: Eukaryota; Metazoa; Chordata; Actinopteri; Clupeiformes; Clupeidae.